This is a messenger RNA of Rhipicephalus microplus (southern cattle tick), 1152 nucleotides long. Its product is annotated as gem-associated protein 2. Gene Ontology annotation, cellular component: SMN complex; nucleus; spliceosomal complex. Gene Ontology annotation, biological process: spliceosomal complex assembly; spliceosomal snRNP assembly. Lineage: Eukaryota; Metazoa; Arthropoda; Arachnida; Ixodida; Ixodidae. The record is from RefSeq and is a predicted model, not a curated record.
AUUAACUGUAGGGGUUUGUGUUCUGCUGUGGUGUUAGUCCGCUGUUGUGAAUGGUGAGAGACGUUAAUUCCACGGCGACUGAACGUUGAUCGCACGUUUUGAGAGUUUCUGCGGACCAAAGUGAAGCAGUCAUGCACCGGUUUUUACAACAGAGCAUCGGCGACGUCAAGUGACAGCGUCGAGCCGUAGCGGUCCGCGGUUGAAGCACCAACAAAGCCUUCCUUUUGAUAUAUCUGAAAAAACGGCUCAUUUUCGAUCAACGCCAACGGAAGCACUGCAGAAAACAUGUCAGACGACGACAAGGCCGAGCCAGCUUUUCCCGUGGAAGACACUGGAGAAGACUACGGCGCGGACCUCCCUCCUACAACAGCCAAUGAGUACUUGAGGAGAGUGCAAAUAGAAGCCAGCAACUGCCCCAAUGUUGUCGUGGCAAAAUUGGAUACCAGCAAGUUCCUGGUAAAGCAAACUGUACCAUUCAUUAAUUCUAAUGAUUGUCCGCCGCCUCCAGAGGGUUUCGCGCCUUCUCGUGGAUGGCAAAGGAAGCAGGUCUACAACUUCCAUCUUGCUAGAGAGAAGAUGAUCAAACGGAAAGCCCUUUUGAAGAGGAAUAAGGAAAAAUCUCCUGUGAAGCUGCCAAGGAUAUCAGAGAAGGACCGAUGGAAAGAUGUGCUCUGUGGCUCUGCUUCACCAAGUGUUCACCCUCUUGUCAGCGUUGUCACUACCAUCCCUCAGCAAACAAUUGAAGCAGUGAUCAGCUACAGCGCAGAAUGGAUUGAAGAGGAGGGAUUCUGUGCAAGCAUGGGAAAAUGGCUGUAUGCCCUACUCGCUUGUGCGGAAAAGCCACUGCACCCAGACAUGUGUUCCAACAUCCGUGCCUUGGCUCGCGCUUGUGCGUCGGCAAGGAGAAAACUGAGCUCCAAGGAUGAUCCCGACCUUUUACCUCUGAACCUGAUGAUAUGCCUCAUCGCUUGCUACUUCAACCAGACAGACUUGGCUGACAAGUGAUGAAACGGGAAGAACGGCUACAUCCAAGACAUUGACACUCUAGAAACAUUGUCAUUCAUCAUCUUUUAAUAUUUGUCGAAAAUAAAUAUACAUACAAAUGCUUUCGGCAUGUUAUUAAACAGUCGUAAUAAAAUGUUAAAAGUACAA